GGGUUACAUUCCAUUUAGAGCAGGAGUGUCCAGCCCAGAGGGCCACAGUCCAGCAUGUUGUAGUUUCCCUGGUCCAGCACACUUAUUGCAAUGGCUGAAUUACCUGUUUCGCAGGUCAUCAAGCCCUACCGAAGCUUGUUAACCCUCUGGAGGCAGGCAUUGCAGAUGUGCAACGUUAAAACCUACCUACCUGGUUACUCUACAUAUGUAUUUCAUGAGAAACUUUUAAUUCGGAAGUACCCCUGAAGGACUUAGUUAUUCGUCCUUUUAUCAAAACUUACUUUGAGCCUGAGAGGGUUAAUUACGUACAUAAUGGAACAGCAGUGGCUCAGGAUGUAGAGUGGGUCGGUCUAGUAAUCGUGGUUGCUGGUUAGAUCCCGGCUCAUCCUCUCAUUGUGUCCUUGGGUAAGACACUUCACCUGCCUUGAUCCACCUGCUCAGUGUAAGUUUGUCUGGUGCUUUAGAAACUGGGAAACCUCUAAAAUAUGCUGGAUAGGGGUCCUCAAGGGCUGGGCUGGGCACCACUCAUUUUGAAGAAACUUAAAUGGAAUGCAGCUGAACAUUUUUAUCAGAACAGCUGCAGGAAUAGAUUCCAGCUGUAAACAAUUAAACUGAACACAUAUCCAGAUGUGUGUCUGAAAACCUGAUGUAAGCAUGUCGCAUCAGGACAAUUACAAAAAAUCUGAUGAUUUUAAAUAGAACAGGUGUUUGUGCACGUGCGUGCGCAGGACAGGUGAAGUCAUUCCUGGACCGUGUGACCCUGAACUGCAUAUAAUGGUGGGUAUGGAUGAUAUGUUUCAGGGCUACUAGACUCCCAAUUAAUUAUGUCGAUCCUAGAGUUUCCGAGGGAGCAUGAACGCAGCAGCAGGCUCAAGCUAAAACUUCACGGUGGAGAAGUUGGUUCUGAAGCAGGAUGUUACAGGUUCGGUUCCGCUAAACGGACAGCUUUUAUUUAGUGCAGAUGUGUUUGUAAAAGCUCCAAGCGGAGGGAUUGUUGUCGGCGCUUCGGUUAGACGGAGUUCUGCUUUCUCUCGGAUGGACCCGAGAGGCGGCGGUUAAACGGAUCCCGGUGUUUCCAUCAAGCUUCUCUAAGUCCAAUGUCUACUGAAAACGGUGCAGACGAACUGGACUUCACCCUCUUGUUUGGGGAGGACGGAACAAAGACAACAGAUCUGGAUGUGAAGACGGCUACUUACACUACACAGUCUCAUGUUGGGCAACUUCUGCACCAGGAGCUGAAUCGUCACACUCCAUUUUGUCUCUCGACAAACGAAGACCAGCCUGCUGGCUUCCAGUCUCAGGGCCCUUACCAUGACACCCAGCUAACCCCCAGGGCCUUUGACUGCCCCAGCAUCCAGAUCACCACCAUCACUCACAACAAUCAUGUGGAGGCUGACAGUACCUUGGAGGUUUUGGCAGCUGGUGGUGCAGAGGGGGGCUACUGUGAGCCAUCUUGGCCCAGAGAUCAGCUCUACCUGCCUCUGGACUCCUGUUACCGGGAGACGGCACUCAGCCUGAGUCCCUGCAGCAGCCUGUCCUCUCGGAGCUGGAUUUCUGACCUCACUUCCUGUGAGUCAUUCUCCCAUGUUUAUGAAGAAGAGGAGGGGGAACCACAGGAUGCUGCCCUCCUGGCUCUGGGUUCACCAGGAUGUGGAGGUGGAGCAUUUGGGGUGGAACUGUGGCAGCAGAAGUACCAGCAUCCUUCACCUUUCAGCCCUGUGUUGUCGCCACAUCAGUCACCUUCCCAGUCCCCUCAGCCCAGUGUCACCGAGGAGACCUGGCUGAACCGCCGGCCCACCUCCAGGCCAUCGUCCAGACCAACAUCUCCUUGUGGGAAGAGACCUCACUCCAGUGCUGACCCUCUUGCCUGCUCACCCUCAGCGAGUCCCACACCAGGAACAUCUCCAAGGGGCAGUGUGACAGAAGAUACCUGGUUGGGAAGCCCCGCCACUGCCCUCGGAACCAUCCUUAUUUCUGGUUGUCAGGAGCUUGAUGUUCCUUCCAAAACCAGAAGAACAUCAGGAAGUAAUCUGUGCCUCUUGGCUGGUCAAGGAGGCCCUGGUCUUCAGUCAUACCAGAAUAGAGGCGAGGAACAAGAGCAAGGUGUACUAGCGGAGCUCUUCCUUCCAGUGCCUUCCCACUUCAGCUGGAGCAAACCCAAACCUGGGAAUCUUCCGCUUUUCAGCCCUUCAUCACCUCCUCCUCUGGACUGGCCUCUGCCUAGCCAGUAUGGCCAGACUGAGCUAAAACUGGAGGUCCAGCCAAAGUCCUACCACAGGGCACAUUAUGAAACCGAGGGCAGCAGAGGAUCCAUCAAAGGAGCGACUGGAGGACAUCCGGUCAUCAGACUGAAUGGAUACAACAAGCAUCAUGUCAACCUCCUGUUGUUCAUCGGUGCAGCAGAUGACCGAUGCCUUCGUCCACAUUCAUUCUACCAAGUCCACAGAGUCACAGGAAAGACGGUGACCACCAUGUGCCUGGAGAAAAUGGUGGGUUGCUCCAAAGUCCUGGAGAUCCCUCUGCUUCCAGAAAACAACAUGUCUGCAAGUAUUGACUGUGCUGGCAUCUUGAAGCUGCGUAAUGCUGACAUUGAGUUGAAGAAAGGAGAAGUUGAUAUUGGGCGAAAGAACACAAGGAUACGAGUUGUGUUCCGAGUGGCUGUGCCUCAGCAGGAUGGCCGGAUGCUGUGGCUGCAGACGGCAUCUGUUCCUGUAGAGUGCUCCCAGCGAUCAGGCCAGGAGCUUCCACAUGUGGAGAACUUCUGUCCAGUCAGCUGCUGUGAAGAUGGAAGAGAGGAGCUACGCAUCACUGGAUCCAACAUGUCCACACAGUCCAGAGUUGUCUUCUUAGAGAAGGGGCCUGAUGGAAGACCACUGUGGGAGGUGGAUGCCAGAGUCCUACCAGAAAAAAGUAACGAAUCCAGGAUCACGGUUGAGGUGCCUCCUUACCACAAGAAGACUACUUCUGCUGUCCAAGUCCAGUUCUAUGUCUCAAAUGGAAAGAGAAGAAGAAGCUUAAUGCAAAGCUUUACUUACUCACCUGGAGUUAGACAUCCUCAUCCUGCCCAGUCAGGAAUCAAGCAGGAGCCCUGGGGGCUGGACCACAUCUUCUGUCAGCCACCAUCUGAGGUGAAGGUGCUCAGACCAGAUGUGGCUUAUGUUUCCUCCCCAGUUCCCCCACUUCUGCGCCAUCCUGCUUCAUCCUCCUUCCCCCUUCAGGCAUCUUUAAUCUUUCCUCAGAACUCUGCAGUUCCACAUAAAGCUCUGAAGCAAAUUCAGUUUCAAAGUCGGAUCCCACCUCCUGGACAGGCCUCUUCUGUCCCCCUUCAAACCAUUAGCGUCCCUUGUCAAAUGCCCCCUGGUGGACUGCUCUUGAAACAGUGUCCCUCUUUAAGUUCUGGUGGUAUCUCGACAAUCCCAGCUGAAAGCCAGAAGGAAUCCCUGCCUGCUGGUCCAGGAGGAGUGCUGAGCAUUAAGCAGGAGCCGGGGAACCAGCCUAACUUGCGAUCUCUGGGUCUUCAAGAGAUCACACUGGAUGAUGUCAAUGAGAUCAUCGACAGAGACAUUGGCUCUCUGAGCAGCUGCUCACAGCCCCACCAGUACAACCAGCAUGACUGGGAGCACCAGUCCAGCACCCGACCCCUGCACUUCUGCAGAGACCCGCAGUAGUUCUACAGCUGCUUCAUCAACCUUCUCACAGCUGAUCUGUAAAGUGCUUUAAAACAACCCAGCAGCAUUUGACCGUGCCCGUGGUGCCAGAUGCAGGAGUUCCCUGGUUUUUCUCAGGGACAGAAACUCAAACCUUACUCUGGAAGAGCUUUAAUACAGGUCAUCAGGUCAGGUGACAAAUACAAAUGUAAAUUAGAAUAGCUGGUCCGAAAUCCUGGUUCUGUCUUGUGUUCUGGUUUUUGUAAUGCUGAAGUAAAGUUUCACAACUUUA
Messenger RNA from Nothobranchius furzeri (turquoise killifish), 3939 nucleotides. It is a transcript of the gene nfatc3b, whose product is annotated as nuclear factor of activated T cells 3b. Gene Ontology annotation, biological process: cytokine production; regulation of transcription by RNA polymerase II; calcineurin-NFAT signaling cascade. NCBI's taxonomy places the organism in Eukaryota, Metazoa, Chordata, Actinopteri, Cyprinodontiformes, Nothobranchiidae. Gene Ontology annotation, cellular component: transcription regulator complex. Gene Ontology annotation, molecular function: RNA polymerase II cis-regulatory region sequence-specific DNA binding; DNA-binding transcription factor activity, RNA polymerase II-specific; transcription factor binding. The record is from RefSeq and is a predicted model, not a curated record.